AUGCGUUCCUCGAACCCCCUCACGCGCUUCAUGUAUCUUGGAUUCCUUUCCCUCUUCUUUGCUCAGCACAUCUCAGCUGUGUUCUUCAUCACCAAGUCGGAUGACUAUCACGCUUACCAAUGCGGUCCCAGGGGUGAGAAAUGCUGCGCGUCAGGCGCCGUCAUCUAUCGUAUCUGGUCAUCUCCGCAACCUCCUGCGUCUUGCUCUGGCUGUGGCUGUGGUACCAUAAAGAACGAAGCGAUCUCCUCUGCGAAUGGAGGUCUCGAUCACAGCGAGCUUGGCAGAUGCAAGUAUGGCGAUUAUGUCGGUAAUGGGAAUGUGUGGGCAUUCUGUCAGACCCCGACUGGGGGUGACCUAUAUCUCAACGGCCAGCGAAAGAUUUGUCAACAUGCGAGCAUCACGGUUAGCACUUGCACCGAUGGAUUCUGUGGCAACUCGCAGAAGGCCGUCAUCACCUGCAACGACGACAGGUGGUAUCCUCCUGCGUAA
This is a messenger RNA of Cadophora gregata, 489 nucleotides long. RefSeq lists its product as uncharacterized. Lineage: Eukaryota; Fungi; Ascomycota; Leotiomycetes; Helotiales; Ploettnerulaceae. The transcript has 2 exons. The record is from RefSeq and is a predicted model, not a curated record. Bases 1 to 489 code for a protein of 162 amino acids.